AUGUAGAUGGAAUCAAAUUUCAAUUUGAAUGAUCCUUCGGAAUAACUAGAUAAACCCCUCAAUACUUAAUAUCAUAUAUCAUAAGAGAUAGACUCGAGCAAUCACGAUAUUUUGACUCAAAAUUUAUAUCCUUCAGGGCUUGAAGAACCAGGAAGCAGGUAUCUAAAAAAACAGAAUCUUUUACACUCUGACAAGAUCAAUCCUAAGGUUCAUUCUCAACUUUUGUAUCAAGCUUCUAAAGAACAAGGUAAACACGAAGAUGUUUGCAGUAAGCAUUGUGAUCAAUCACAAUAUCUUUAAGAAUAUUAAAUAUAUUAAAUUUAAAAUAACUCUUCACAAAUUACUUUAACAAGAUCUUAGAAUAAUCAAAAAAAAUUUUCGCUUAAGCAAAUGAGGAGUGAACAUCAACUAUUUGAAGCCAUAUACUAGCAAAUUGUCUUUACCUAAUUUAUUAUUUAUUAGAUAGUUGAAAUGUUUGAUACAUAAUUGGAUUUGAAAUAAGUAAAACAAUUUUGCAAAAAGACUUAAAAUUCCUAUGCUUUCAUCUAUUAGAAUGUUCAUUUACUUGUUGAAGUAAUAUUUGGUAAUAAUAAAUUCAUUGAACAAGCUAAAACAAAUAAGUUAGUAAUUUAGCAUCCUCUCAAUAAUAAAAUAAUUUAAUAUUUAUUUGCUAAAAUAAGAGUUGAGCUCAAUAUGGAAGCAAAGUUGUAAGAAUUUAAACGCCUUGUUUAAUAUCUCAAAGAAUAGCAGUAUAUAGAUAUAAAUAUUUAAUAAAGAUGUAAUUUAUAAUAAAAAUAAAAAAAAAGAUGA
Messenger RNA from Paramecium octaurelia, 810 nucleotides. The record is from the annotation of a GenBank genome assembly. NCBI's taxonomy places the organism in Eukaryota, Ciliophora, Oligohymenophorea, Peniculida, Parameciidae.